Messenger RNA from Daucus carota subsp. sativus, 1628 nucleotides. RefSeq names its product arogenate dehydratase 3. The coding region runs from base 214 to 1458 and encodes 414 amino acids. Gene Ontology annotation, cellular component: cytoplasm; chloroplast. Lineage: Eukaryota; Viridiplantae; Streptophyta; Magnoliopsida; Apiales; Apiaceae. The transcript has a single exon. The record is from RefSeq and is a predicted model, not a curated record. Gene Ontology annotation, biological process: L-phenylalanine biosynthetic process. Gene Ontology annotation, molecular function: prephenate dehydratase activity; arogenate dehydratase activity.
CAUUGACCAAGGCUUAUAUUUCCAUCUACUUCUCGUAUCACUCCAUAGUAUAAAACACCGAACAUCCCUCACCGUUUUCUCAGCUUGGUUGUUCAUAAACUACAAGCUUUAUAAAACAUCAUUCCCACCUAACGAACCUUUUCUCUCCUCAUUCUUUUGGAUUUAUUUUCGAAUUAAGAUAUUAUAAUUCCAAGUUUUUAGUAUAACCUCCAAAUGCAGACUCUCUCAGGUACUAAUUUUAUUUCUACAAGCUGGGGGAUGAAUUCGGCUAAAACGAGUCGAGUCGGGCCGAGUCAACUGACAGUUAGCUCGGUGUACCGAGCUGAUUCGGUAUCGAAUUCAGCGAACUUUGCGAACUCAGUCGGCGCGACUCGCGCCGACUGGCAGGCCUCGUGCGCGGUACUGGCCAGCAAGGUAGUCUCUCAGGAACAACAGAACACGGAGAAGACAGACGACAACAUCACUGCAGUGAAUGGCCACAAGACACUGGAAAUAGUUCCGAUUGAUAAUCUCCCGAAGCCGCUCACAAUUGCAGAUCUGUCUCCGGCUCCGAUGCACGGCUCGACGCUCCGAGUCGCGUACCAGGGCGUUCCAGGCGCGUACAGCGAGGCCGCGGCUGGAAAAGCUUAUCCGAACUGCGACGCGAUCCCGUGCGAUCAAUUCGAGGUCGCAUUUCAAGCCGUAGAGCUCUGGAUCGCAGAUCGCGCUGUUUUGCCGGUGGAGAACUCGUUAGGCGGCAGCAUUCAUCGCAACUACGACCUACUCCUCCGUCACAAACUCCACAUCGUCGGCGAAGUACAACUCCCCGUGCAUCACUGUCUCUUAGCUCUCCCCGGCGUUCGCAAAGAGUAUCUCACUCGCGUCAUUUCUCAUCCACAAGCUCUCUCUCAGUGCGAAAACACAUUAACAAAACUCGGACUCACUGUCGCGCGUGAGGCCGUCGAUGACACCGCCGGAGCUGCCGAGUUUAUCGCGGCGAACAAUCUCCGUGACACGGCAGCCAUCGCGUCCGCACGCGCCGCCGAUCUGUACGGUCUCCAGAUCCUCGCGAACGGUAUCCAAGACGAUUCUAGCAACGUGACUCGGUUCGUGAUGCUCGCGAGAGAGCCUAUAAUUCCCCGGACCGACCGGCCGUUCAAAACAAGCAUCGUCUUCGCACACGAUAAAGGAAUGUCAGUGUUGUUCAAAGUGUUAUCAGCAUUCGCAUUCCGCAACAUCAGCUUGACGAAAAUUGAGAGCAGGCCUCACCGGAACCAACCAAUCAGAGUCGUCGACGGCGAGAAUUCAGGCACGGCGAAGCACUUUGAGUACUUGUUCUUCGUUGAUUUCGAGGCGUCAAUGGCGGAUGUUAGGGCACAAAAUGCACUAGCGGAAGUUCAGGAGUUCACGUCGUUUCUACGAGUUCUCGGCAGCUAUCCUAUUGAUAUGACUCCGUGGUCACCUUCCCGGGGAGAUUAAACAUUUUUUUUUUUUCUUCAUGUUAAAUAAAUUCCAGGAAAUAUUUUAAUUUUAAUUAUGCCUCAAAAUCGGUAAAUACAUUUAUUUGAUGUAUAAAUUGUAAGGGUUUACACCUACUGCCGUGCAGAUAUUUUACAUCAUGCAAAAUCAUUUUCUUUUUAUGCUUAAAA